AUUCCGUAGCCCUAAUUAGGGCCUCAUAUAGGUCUUAAGGUAUAUAAAAAAAUCAGCUUGCGCUUCUCUCUCGAUUUUGCGAAACAUGCAAAGCAAACUGUGUCCGCAUUUGCCCCCACCACAAAAAAAUCUUCUCUAUCCCUGGGCUGCCACUGCCUCUCAUACUGACUGGCCCUAUAGCUCGAAGAUCCCCCAGAGCAAAUUCGCGCUUGAAAAGUCUACUACGGAGUUCCAUUGAAAAUAUUCGUCUUUUAGAGUUGCGCUCUUUGACUUUAUAAAUCGGUUACGUGUCGUAAAUUGUUCAGUCUUCGACUUCGGAUCGGAUUGUUGUUCAGAAUUUCAAAUGGUUAAAUUGUAGAAAAAAAAUAUGCUGAGGUCUGGCAAUCGUUACAGGAAAGGACAAGACCGAAAUGGAGAACAUCUAACUCCGGAUGAACGUCUGUCAAAUGGUAGAAUUGGAAUGAAAACAAACGCUGCAGCAGACACACUAGCAGACGGCACUGUGGAGAGAGGGGCUAUUCAUCAAGACGAGCGCGACCGAACCGCCGGGGGAGAGUUUCUAACAAGGGAGAUGGAGCUUGAAGUAGAAAUUCAUCGUGAGAAAAAUGAACGGAGGCAGCAGAAAACAAACGUUAAUAUGAAAGCAGUGAAAACAGUGAUUCUGGUCAAUACUUUUCUGUAUGCUGUCUGUUUCUGGAUACAAACUGGCGUUUUACCGUAUCUGUCCAAGAAAUUCAAUAUGGAUAUGGUGACGUUUGGUUAUCUCCAAACUUUCUUUUCUGGCAUCAUGCUUGUUGGUGGUCCGAUAUAUGGUAGAUUUGGGGAUAUCUAUGGAGGACGCGCUGCUCUAGGGCUAGCCUAUUUGUCUGCUGCAGCCAUAUAUGGGAUACUGGGUGUGGCCAGUUCUUCAAUGAUGAUCUUUGUCUCCAGAAUUCCGUCAUUGUUUUUGCACGCUUAUCAAGGAACUCAAAUGGUAAUAUCUGAUUUAUCAGAUGAAAGUGGGAGAACUGAGGCCUUAGGAAGAGUCAGUAUGUGUUAUUCCAUUGGUAUAGUUGUAGGUCCAUUGAUUGGAGGUUGGAUCAGUGUAUAUAUGAGUGAACAGUCGGCAGCAGCAGUUGCUUGCAUUGGAUCGUGUAUCAGCCUGGCACUGACAUUAUUCUUUAUACCAAGCAAUACUAAGCCCCCACAGUCUUCAACAUCCAAAGACAAGUCUUCCGAUAGUGUGUUCAGCAUAAAAAACUUCACCCAUCUAAUGAGGUCUUCCCCCGGGGCGGCUUUCUUUCUGAGUGUGAACCUACUUGCUGGUCUUCCAGGGGCCAUCUUCAGUUCUAUGUUUGCUCUUAUCGUCAUUGAUAAGUUUCAGCUGACUGCCGAUGAAAAUGGAUACUUCCUCUCAUUCCAGGGCAUUGUGAGCAUAGUCGUGCAGGGCAUGGUGAUAGGACGUCUCACAAAGAAGUACAGUGAAAUGAAGUUGCUAAGAGCCAGUGCUGUAUUGUUAGCAGCAAGUUAUAUGUCCUUGUGUCUUGUCCAAGAUAUAUGGCAGCUUGCAGCCGUUCUACUCCCAAUGACCUGUGGAAAUUGUAUUACAACUACCGUCAUCACCAGCGUACUUACCAAGGCUGUACCAUCCUCAGAAUCAGGAACAAUCCUUGGUCUCACCCAUGCUGGCACAUCCCUCCUUGGUACCUUGGCCCCAAUCAUCGGUGCUGAACUCCUGACCAAUCUGGGUUUUCCAUCUCUAGGUAUUACAGGAGCAGUCAUCAACAUGGUCUUGCUCCUGGUUCUCACCAAAUAUUAAGUGUCUUCCAUUAAAACCUUGAUGUAUUAACUAACAACCGUUUACGGGCAAGUCCAAGAUGGAUGCCAGCUGAAAGUACAACACAGUAGCUGCCAAGAGUGAAACAGCUCUAAUUAACUUAUUUAUCUGUAGGCAACAUGUUCUUAACCACCCUGAAUAAAAAGGAUUUUCAGGAUAUAAAUGAAGUGAUCAAUUUAAUAUCACUUAGUCAUCAUCAUUUCGUUGAGGACAUAAGUAUAUUGGCAAAUGAACAUUCAAUAAUUCUUUGUAUAUAGAAGGUAUAAAAUGGAGUAUAUAUGCAUAUAUAAGAGAAGGAGCAUAAAGCAAUAUCAAUAAUCCAUGUUUAUGGGAGUAGAUGGAUCAAUAAAAAGACCUUCAAAAUGAUGCUACCGAAAGUCCUGUUAUCAAACAGUUUAUCAACUGUUUGAUCAAACCUCAGUUGGAUAAAUGUGGAGUUCGAAAAUGGAAGAGAUCGAUGAUCAACAAAGACUACGAAGAUGAUAAGUUAUGACGAAUAACAAGUAUGCAGAUGAUCAACGACGACCGAGGAAUGAGUAUGGGAGGAUGAAGACGCGACUGAUGUCAUGAGCGAGAACGCAGGUGUCUUUAAAGAACCAGAGUUGAGUUAAGGCUCUGGCAUUCUGGCAUCAAGUAUGAAGAAUUAAGAUCAAGUCUGACGAAAAAUGGCUUACUGACUGAAGUAUGAGUCAUUCCCCUUGGAUGACCUUGGGACUCAUGACCUUGACAUAGAAGGUAGGCCCUAGGCUGACCUACGUUGACUCUACAUUGACUUUAAUUUGACCCUGGGUUGACAGCUGUAAUUCAGCAUUGAGAAGAGAGGAACCUGCCAGCACUGGGUUGAGUGGCACAUGCCCUUUUUCCUUGGGUAAGAAAACACCCUGAAUCAGAGACCACCUUCUCUAAAAUCAAAAUUCAGAGUGAGCUGGCUUAGCUUUUCUUACCAGCACACCAAACAGAAAUAUGUAACACAAAGAGUCUGCAAUCCUACACACCUGCUAAGCUGUAGUCUACCGGUACUUAUUAUGACAACCUAGCUUGCUGAAAUACCAGGCAACCAAUCAUGCCUACAGUCUAAUAGUUACUAGGGUUUACAUGCCUAUUGAAAUGCCAGGCAGCCUACCAUGACUACAGAAUACAAAGGUAUACAAUGUACAUCUGUACACGGACUUUCACAAAAGAGUUUUCCAGUUUUGAAUAAGAUCCUACAGUAGCAUUUUCAUGACACAUUUGCGAGGUUUAAAUUAAUGAUCAAUCUCCUGGAAAUGGUAUUCAAAUUGCAAAUGAUCCAUCUUGUGCAAUCUGCUGAUAUCUGGGAUUGGUGUGCGGUCAUCGUUUUGCAUCAUUGUUAAGAUUGAUAGGGUUGAGUAAUACAUGCUUGUAGAAAAUUAAUCAGGGUAUUUUUGAUGGAAUGCAAUAAAUUUGAUUGGAUUUGAUUUCAUAGUCACUAUUUUUUAUGAAAAAAUAAAAUUAUUCUGAUAUAUUGUUUUGUUUUACACAUAUAAUCUUAUUUCUGAUAUGGUUAUAAGUGCUGGUAGAUACAUAUACAUGUACAUGUUUUUCAUCUAGAAAAGUAUAUAUACUUUUUUGUUUAUUUAAGAUCUGUUUGACGUAGUAUGUCACCAGGGGAGGGGGGGUGUUUCACAAAGAUGCCGAUGGGUAUCUGAAAUAAAAUGCGCAAUCUAAUUGAUCAGUAUGCAGUAGUGCGCGUCCUUUUUGCAUGAUCUGGUUGGAUCAAUGUGGUUAUGCCUUCUAUAACGCACACAAAUAGGCGCUUAAGUGCGACUCUAAGUCAUACUUAAAUCUUUAUGAAACAUCCCCCCCCGUUCACUAGCUUUCCCCUUCAUUGGUUUGUGUGAUCUUGGGAGUGUUGCGAAAGAGGUGCAUUAUAUGCAGCUCAAAAUAUUUAAGUGCAAGUCCCUAAAACAUGUACUUCAUUGGUCGGAUAUCAAGUUGUGUUUGAUAUUUUGAAUUGCGAUUAAUUGCAAUUCUUUCUGCAAUGGCCCCCAUAACUUCUCAAUGCUAUUGCUUUUCCAAAGUCCAUAAUCCUUCUGAUUAUCACAAAUCUAUUAAAGACAAAACAUUACACUCCGAUUGAUUUUUCAAUUAUGAAGGCAUGAUGGGCAUGAAUCUGAAUUUGGAUUCAUCACAUUUCAGUAUUUAAUUGCCCUAAACUGGUUUGUAAAUAUGCUAAUGGCAAAAGAAUUUCAGUUGGAUCUGUGAAAUAAAGGCAUUCGUUCAAGGAUACAACCAAUUAGUAUUCUUUGCACAUGUUUUCCCAUAGCCUUUAAUUGAUUUCACAAUUGUUUGUUGUCAUUCAUGAUAUGGGGUCAUUCAUGUCAUUCAUGAUAUGAGUCCUGCCCAUCGAGCAGAGAGGGGUUGAUCUUUCUUUUUUAUACAGAGAAUGGAAUGCUUCUUGUGGUAGUUCGGACAGUCUGAGCCAGCAGAAAUAGGGGAAGGGGCAGGGGAUGGUGUUGAUGAGGUCAUCAUCAUCAAUAAUAAUAAUAAUUAUGAUGAUGAUAAUGAUAAUACAA
This is a messenger RNA of Lytechinus variegatus (green sea urchin), 4350 nucleotides long. RefSeq names its product solute carrier family 22 member 18-like (gene slc22a18). NCBI's taxonomy places the organism in Eukaryota, Metazoa, Echinodermata, Echinoidea, Temnopleuroida, Toxopneustidae. Gene Ontology annotation, molecular function: transmembrane transporter activity. The transcript has 8 exons. The coding region runs from base 368 to 1798 and encodes 476 amino acids. The record is from RefSeq and is a predicted model, not a curated record. Gene Ontology annotation, biological process: transmembrane transport.